GAAAAGCCCAGUGGUAGCGUAUCUGAAAAAGAAGGGUUUCAAGCAGACGGAGCUCGCUUUCCAAGAAGAGCAGCAACACCACACCAAAAACGCCUCUUCCAACUCCUCCUCCUCCACCGACCCCGACAUUGCCAAACACCUUUUCUCCUUCUCCGAAUCAGAUAAUGUUCCAGCACUGUACCAUGAUGGAUACAGCAAGCUUAGGUCAUGGACGUACAGUUCACUGGAUUUGUACAAGCUUUCGCGAAGACCACGAGACGAUGCACUUAUGGGACCUCCAGAAAUUGGAAGGAGUUCUUUCUCUGUGUCAUCUGGAGGAAAUGGAGUUUGCUCAUUCUUUGAGGCAGAGCAAAGUGAACCUUAAGAUAUGCCAGUAUUCUUAUGAGCUUCUGCUGCAAUAUUUACACAAGACACAAUCCAUUACAAUGCUUGGGGUUAUUAAUGAGCAUAUUAACUUUCAAGUUUCGCCUGGACAACCAAGCUCAAUUUCUGAUGAUGAAGGUGUUACACUUGUUGGGAGUGGUCAGGAUGCAGCUAAUCUGAUAAAUCAGAAAGAAAUACACUGGGGGCAGUUACUGGAAGACUCGUUAGAAGAAAGGUUGGAGAAGGCAGCAAGUUUGCUUUCUGAUUUGGAGAAGGUAGACGGAGAAAGUAAGGAAGGCAACUUGGAUGAGAGUAAGAAGAGAGCAGUGGAGGGAGGGAAGCAAGGUGCUUCUCUCAAAAAGUUGAAAAAGGACAAGGUGGUUGGUGCAACUGGGAAAGCUGUCCGUAUUGAGACCAAUACUGUGCCUGCAGCACCACGUGCAAAAUCUGAGCUCACUUUGCCAGUAAUGCCAACAGAGGUUGAACAUUCUAUUCUUGAAGACUUACGAAACCGGGUACAGUUGAGUAGCUCUGCUUUGCCCUCAGUCAGCUUCUGUUGGGAUAUGGCAAAGUUUGGACAACAAACUGGCAGUUCUAUUUUGCAGAGUGAGAAUGAUUUUGCUACUAGUGAGCAUGUACUUGGGGCAGAUGGCGGGAAAAGAUCUUACACUUUAUUCCGAGGUCACUCUGGGCCUGUCUACUCAGCUAGUUUUAGUCCUUUUGGGGAUUUUCUUCUAUCCUUUUCAUCAGAUUCAACAAUUCGAUUGUGGAGCACAAAACUAAAUGCAAAUCUUGUUUGCUACAAGGGUCAUAAUUAUCCUGUAUGGGAUGUUCAGUUUAGUCCAUUAGGACAUUAUUUUGCUAGUGCUUCACAUGAUCGAACGGCAAGGGUUUGGUCUGUGGACAGAAUACAGCCUUUAAGGAUAAUGGCGGGGCACUUAUCUGACGUGGAUUGUGUAAGGUGGCAUUCAAACUGCAAUUACAUUGCUACAGGAUAUAGUGACAAAACAGUUAGAUUAUGGGAUGUACAGAGUGGGGAGUGUGUUAGAAUUUUCAUUGGUCACAGGAGUGUGGUUUUAUCUUCGGCAAUGUCACCUGAUGGCCGGUACAUGGCAUCUGGUGAUGAAGUUGGCACAAUUAUGAUGUGGGAUCUCUCAAGUGGUCGUUGUGUCACGCCUUUGGUGGGUCACACCUCCUGUGUCUAGACUCUCGCUUUCAGGUGAAAAUCCUUUUUCUCUAGAUGAGACCCA
Camellia sinensis is the source of this 1613-nucleotide messenger RNA. The record is from RefSeq and is a predicted model, not a curated record. Lineage: Eukaryota; Viridiplantae; Streptophyta; Magnoliopsida; Ericales; Theaceae.